This is a messenger RNA of Scleropages formosus (Asian bonytongue), 912 nucleotides long. RefSeq names its product homeobox protein otx5. Gene Ontology annotation, molecular function: RNA polymerase II cis-regulatory region sequence-specific DNA binding; DNA-binding transcription factor activity, RNA polymerase II-specific. NCBI's taxonomy places the organism in Eukaryota, Metazoa, Chordata, Actinopteri, Osteoglossiformes, Osteoglossidae. Bases 1 to 912 code for a protein of 303 amino acids. The record is from RefSeq and is a predicted model, not a curated record. The transcript is spliced from 3 exons. Gene Ontology annotation, cellular component: nucleus. Gene Ontology annotation, biological process: regulation of transcription by RNA polymerase II; multicellular organism development.
AUGAUGUCCUACAUUAAGCAGCCUCAUUACGCCGUGAACGGGUUAACUCUGUCCGGCCCGGGCAUGGACCUGCUACACUCCGCCGUCGGCUACCCCAGUAAGUGCGCUUCGUGUCUUUCAGAUACACCACGGAAGCAGCGCAGAGAGAGGACCACCUUCACUAGGGCCCAGCUGGACAUACUAGAGGCACUUUUUGCCAAGACCCGCUACCCAGACAUCUUCAUGAGGGAGGAGGUGGCCCUAAAAAUCAACCUUCCAGAGUCCCGCGUACAGGUGUGGUUUAAAAACCGCCGUGCCAAGUGCCGCCAGCAACAACAGCAGAGCAGUGGACAGUCCAAACCUCGUCCGCCCAAGAAGAAGGCCUCCCCAGCUCGGGAGGCCAACGCAGAGCCCAAUGCCAACACCAAUGGGUCCUACAGCCCAGCGCCCCCUCCCCCAGGCACUGCUAUUACCCCAAGCUCCAGCAGUGCUAGUGCCACUGUGUCCAUCUGGAGCCCCGCGUCCAUCUCCCCGCUGCCUGACCCGCUGUCGGCCUCCACCACCCCCUGCAUGCAGCGCUCCACUGCCUACCCCAUGACCUACACCCAGGCACCAGCCUAUACCCAGAGCUACGCUGGCUCGUCCUCCUACUUCACUGGCCUGGACUGCAGCUCCUACCUCUCGCCCAUGCAUCCACAGCUGUCUGCCACUGGGGGCGCCCUAAGUCCCAUCACUGCCUCUUCUAUGGGGGGGCCUCUUAGCCAGUCCCCAGCCUCCCUGUCCUCGCAGGGCUACACUGCAGCCUCGCUGGGCUUCGGUGCCGUCGACUGCUUGGACUACAAGGACCAAGCUGCCUCCUGGAAGCUCAACUUCAACGCGGCGGACUGCCUAGACUACAAAGACCAGAACUCCUGGAAGUUCCAGGUCUUGUAG